Molecule: messenger RNA, 1248 nt
Organism: Penicillium salamii
Lineage: Eukaryota; Fungi; Ascomycota; Eurotiomycetes; Eurotiales; Aspergillaceae
Source: the annotation of a GenBank genome assembly
AUGGGGCCAGCCUCCCAUGAACCUGGCACCAUGCCACUGGGAAUAGCGCGACGAACAAUGGGCAUCGUUCUUCUCCUUGUCGUUGUCGUGCUGUGGACCACCUCAAACUUCCUUGGUAGUACCAUUUUCGCCGACAAGACCUAUCCCAAGCCUUUUUUCGUCACCUACACCAACACAUCCAUGUUUAUCAUGCCGCUCUUCUUUAUUCUGGGCCGCCGCACAUGGGCUUUGUGGCGCCUCCGGAAAUUGUCUCAAGUUACUUCGGUCGGCAGCUUUUUGAGACUCUUAGAUUCUCAAGAUCCCAACGCGGAGGAGCAAAGAAUGCUACAGGAUCAAUCCGACGAGGAGAACUGGCGACCCAGACGACGCUCAAGUACGCAGAUUUCGGGCCAAAAGCUGGGAUUAAAGGCAACGGCUAAACUCAGUGUUCAAUUCUGUCUUCUUUGGUUCACUGCAAACUACUUCGCUAUGGGCUGUCUGCAAUUUACAACAGUUGCGAGCACAACUAUUCUCACAUCCACAAGUGGUGUCUGGACCCUGGUCUUUGGUGCCCUGCUUGGAGUGGAAAAAUUCACUCCCCGCAAAUUCAUCAGUGUCAUCGCUUCCUUGAUUGGCAUUAUCCUCAUCUCCCGCGUUGAUCUCUCCGCGCCCGAUGAAGGUGCAACCCCAGAUGGUAGCGGAGGCUCAUUCCCUCACAAGUCCACUGGGGAAAUUGCACUCGGUGACGCUAUGGCAGCAUUCAGUGCUAUUAUGUACGGUCUUUACACCAUUGUCAUGAAGAAGCAAGUGGGUGAUGAGUCCUUGGUCAACAUGCCUCUUUUCUUUGGGCUGGUAGGAUUCUUCAAUGUUGUCCUGCUAUGGCCCGGUUUUUUUAUACUCCACUGGACUGGAAUAGAAGAAUUCGCUUUCCCUGAGGCUGGUCGGGUUUGGCUCAUCGUUCUGACCAACUCACUCGCGUCUUUCUUUUCGGAUAUCGCCUGGGCCUACGCCAUGCUGCUCACCACUCCCCUUGUCGUUACUGUGGGCCUUAGUCUGACUAUUCCCCUCUCCCUGGUUGGACAAAUGGUCUUACAGUCGGAGUACGCAAGCCCACUCUAUUGGGUCGGUGCAACUAUUGUGGUCCUGUCGUUCCUCGUGGUCAACCAUGAGGGCAAGGCUGAGGACCAUCACAUCAACCACAGCGGGGAAAACCGACGCGAUUCGGGUGCUUACGACAGCAUUCCCGUCGAAGAGGAGGAAAUGCACUAA